AUGGAGCCCUUAUACGAGGAAUACCUAGCAAAUUGUGGAACAAUCGUCAAACCUUAUUACUGGCUAAGCUUCUCUCUAGAUUGCUCGAGCUGUCCGUACCAUAUCCGAACAGGUGAAGAAGCAAGAGUUUCCUACACAGAAUUUUAUCAGCUUUUUGGAUUUCCUUAUGGGCCAACACAUCCUCAAACAAAACACCUGACAUUUUAUGAACUUAAAACUUCUGCUGGUAGCCUGGUACAGAAGGGCCACGCAAGCAGUUGCACGGGGAAUCACAUCCAUCCGGAGUCAAUGCUGUUUGAGACAAACGGCUAUCUCGACUCAGCCAUACACAAUGAUGACAGCAUCAGGCAUGUCAUUCUUUAUUCUAACUACUCCCCUUGUAAUGAAGCUAACCACUGCUGUGUCAGCAGGAUGUACAAUUUCCUCCUCACGUAUCCAUAUCUCACUCUCAGUAUUUACUUUUCUCAGUUCUAUCACACUGAGCCUGAAUUCCCUGUCUCGGCCUGGAACCACGAAGCACUUCGGAGCCUGGCCAGCCUAUGGCCACAGGUCACUUUGAGUCCCAUAAGUGGUGGGAUUUGGCAUGCUCUCCUCAGCAACUUUGUCAGUGGUGUCUCAGGAGCAACUGCUUUUCCGUCCAUUUUAACUGGGAGAGCACUGGCUGACAGACACAAUGCAUAUAAAAUUCAUGCCAUAACAGGGGUAACACCACACUUCACCGAUGUCCUUUCCCAGGCAAAAGAGAAUCCGAACAUAAAGGCUCAGGCGGUGUUAGACAGCUACCCCUUCAAUGGUGCAUUUCCCAGACAGUCCUUUCAAACGAGGAGUGGACAAAUGCCGCCCAACCUAGCACCAGACCUCAGGGUUCCUGUUGUUUUUGUGCUAGUGCCUCACAGAGAACUACCGCCAAUCCAUGUGAGUCAAAACCCAAAUAAACCCAGGAAUGUCAUAAGGCACUUAAAUGUGCCUCAAAUGUCAUUCCAGGAAGUCAAGGACCUCAGAAGGCCUCCCAUUGGAAGGUCAGUGGAGACAGUGGAAAUCACAGAACAGUUUGAAAGUGACAAAGAGGUAGAUAGAAAGAAGAAGAACAAGAAGAAAGGGAAAAAAUAA
This is a messenger RNA of Carlito syrichta (Philippine tarsier), 1110 nucleotides long. It is a transcript of the gene APOBEC4, whose product is annotated as apolipoprotein B mRNA editing enzyme catalytic polypeptide like 4. The transcript has a single exon. Bases 1 to 1110 code for a protein of 369 amino acids. The record is from RefSeq and is a predicted model, not a curated record. Lineage: Eukaryota; Metazoa; Chordata; Mammalia; Primates; Tarsiidae.